GCCCUAACCAUAGUUUCAGCCGGGUCCUGUGUUGUUUUGUUGGUAUUUGUGGUUGUUUUACUUUGGGCAUAACAGCAAGUGCAAAUCUGAUUCCAGGCUGUCCCAGCUCAAAACCUUCAUAAGCUCCUUCACCGGUUCCUGAGUCAAGCCUUCCCAAGCCUUGUUUUGGUGAAAGUCUCCUCUAGGCUCCCUGGGCACCUCCCUCCCGCUCUCCGUCCCCCCACUACCCUGCUCAGUGCACUCACAGGAUGGGAGCUAGCGAGCGGGUACAUACCUGGGCACCGACCAGGGCUGCCUGGUUCCCUGUUGUGAACAGGUCCAGCUCCGCCCCACCCUCCAUCCUCCCAUGCAAACUAGAUUGCCCGAUUUCCUUCAACAGGUCUUCCAUAGGCAAGCGGUCUUUAUUUAGCCGGAGCGUCUCUGUAUAUGGUGAAGUUUCCUUUCUGGGUGGGUCUGUUUCCUUAUUUCUAAAAAUGAAACCCGCAGAUAGGUUUUGUGUCCACAUGCUUUGAGGACAGUUAUCUUUUUGUACGCGCCCCCUCCCCGCCCGCGCAAACAGGCACACAGCACAACCUCCAUAAAAGCUUGUUGAAUGCAUCAUCAAUUUGUGGCUGGUACCCAGUGCUUGGCGCUUAGAGGGCCUCCACAAAUAACUCUUAGGUUUAACUGAAUAUUUGAUGUCUCUAACAAGUGUGUACCUUCCUUGAGAGCAGGAACCAUGCAUUCACUAGGGCCCUGGCGACAGAAGAAGUUAUCAGCUGGGGCCCGGUUCUCAAGUGUUCACAGUGACUCGUUUCACAAAUACUUUUCCCACGUCAGUCAGUACAAAGGUAUUAAAGGUGAGGCAAGAGUGGGGAAUUCCCGGGCUCCCGACGACGUUGCGACAGUGAUGGACUUCCAGGGCUGGGUCCCAGGCAGACCUUUGGCCUUUUCAGUGGUUGUCGCGGACCCGCCCUCUGUUCCCCGGCCAAUCCUGGAAGCCUCCGGCGCCGACCGCCAAUCAAAAGUGCCGCAGGAGCGGUCAUGGGGCUCUGACGUGAUGACGGUCCAGCGAAAAAAUGUCGCGGCGCGGACGGUCCUGUGGCGGGGACUGUGAGGAGGCCAGGCCCCGGGGAGCCGAACCCUCCGGCCGCUGACCGCCAGUGCCAUGGAGGACGAGCAGCCCGACAGCCUGGAGGGCUGGGUGCCGGUCCGUGAGGACCUCUUCGCGGAGCCCGAGCGGCACCAGCUGCGCUUCCUCGUGGCCUGGAACGACACGGAGGGCAAGUUCGCGGUGACCUGUCACGACCGCACGGCGCAGCGGCUUCGGCGGCGGCGCGAGGGCAGCCAGCCGGGGUCCCCGCCUGAGCCCGAGCCCGAGCCCGAGCCCGCGCCCCCUCCCAGCUGGGCCGGCCUGCUCUCGGCCGCCGGGCUCCGCGGCGCGCACCGGCAGCUGACGGCGCUGUGGCCGCCGCUGGAGCGCUGCUUCCCGGCGCUGCCGCCGGAGCUGGAGGCGGGCGGCGGCGGGGCCUGGGGCUUGUGGGGCCUGGUGUGGCCGGCGCGUAAGAGCCCCGGCGAGGCGGCACUGCAGGAGCUGUGCGGGCGGCUGGAGCGCUACCUGGGCCAGGCGGCCGACGGCUGCGGCGGCGCGGCCGUACGUGAUGCGCUCCUUCCGGCCGACGGCGGCGCGUCCGACUGCGAGAGCCUGCGCGCCUUCCGGGAGCGCGCCCUGCGCGCGCGGUGGGCGGAGGCGGGCGCGCGCCUCGGCCAGAUUCUUCAAGGGCAUGAAAAAGCCAGCACCAUGGUAGCAUUAAUGGAAGUUUAUCAAGAAGAAGAUGAAGUGUACCAGGAAUUAGUUACCGUGGCAACCAUGUUCUUUCAGUAUUUACUGCAGCCAUUCAGAGAUAUGCGAGAAGUUGCAACUUCAUGUAAGCUUGAUAUUUUGAAAUCCUUGGAUGAGGAUGACCUGGGUCCUAAAAGGAUAGAGGCCCUGCAGAAGGAAGCCCAGGAAUGGACUAGGCGGGCUGAAGAAGCUAUAGUCUCUAUUCAGGAUAUUACUGUGAAUUAUUUUAGAGAAACAGUGCAAGCAUUAGCAGGAAUGCAGAAACAAAUGGAACAGGAUGAGAAGAGAUUUGGCCAGGCUGCCUGGGCCACAGCAACCCCCAGGUUAGAAAGACUCCAGCUGAUGUUAGCUCGAGAGACACUGCAGCUAAUGAGAGCCAAAGAGCUGUGUUUAAAUCACAAAAGAGCUGAAAUUCAGCAAAAGAUGGAAGAUCUUCCAGAACAAGAAAAAAAUAUAGAUGUUUUAGAUGAAUUAGAAAUACAGUAUUAUGAAGUUCAAUUAGAACUAUAUGAAGUUAAACUUGAGAUAUUAAAAUAUGAAGAAAUACUGCUUAUUACACAGCUGGAUUCUAUUAAAAGACUUAUAAAAGAUAAACAGGAUGAAGUUGUCUAUUAUGAUCCGUGUGAAAGUCCAGAGGAACUUAAAGUCACUGACCAAGUAAUGGAGCUGCAGGAUGAUAAGAAUUUGGAGGUGAAAGAGCUCAGCCGGAGGUGCCAGCAGCUGGAGAGCAAACGGGGCAGAAAGUUCCAGUAUUUUGAUAGUUUGCAUUUUAUGGCAUGUUUCUCACAAGUUUUCCAUUUUCAGAGAUGUCCAGGGCGGUCUGUACUGAAGACCUCUUGCUCAGAACUCAAGGGUCCACACCUGCCAGGUGGACUCGCCCAGCAGACCUCCUUGCGAACGUCUCAGAGGAAGGCGGUCACUCAUCCGUCUGCCAGGAAAACCGGAAGUGCUCCCGUGCCUGAAGUUAGUCACGUGAAAACCCCCAAGUUUCAAGACUGUCCUGGAAAUAUCCCCGUUCAGAUUUUUGUUCCAGCUGGUGACCACACGCACUCCAGAUCCGGGGAGGAAUUGUCACCACCAACACAAUCUCCUGCCCCUCCUCCUCCGCCGCCACCACCGCCACCGCCACCGCCACCGCCAUUACUGCCACCACUGCCACCGCCGCCACCACCACCACCGCCACUGCCAUCACUGCCAUCGCCGCCACCACCGCCACCCCUCCCAGCGUGGUCCUUUUCUUCUCAAUCUGCAAAUCAUCGGAAUUCACAUGUCAGGACUUCAAUAAAAGAGGAUCAGCCACUUUCUCUGGUGUGUGAAUCGCCUGCUGAAGGACCACGUGAUUCCUCAGACAGUUUUAAAUGCUCAGUUUCAGGAUCCAUGGAUGAGGUGUUGGCCGCCUUGAGGCGUGGCAGGACCCCUCUCCAGAAAGUGGAUGUGCCCUCGGCUGCUCCCCGCACCUCAGUCAACGAGCAUAUCCUGGCUGCCAUAAGGCAGGGCGUCAAACUGAAGAAAGUUCACCCUGACCUUGGCAUGAGCCCCAGCAGUAAAGCAACCAGCGACCUGGAGAGGAGCAUCAAGGCGGCGCUGCAGAGAAUCAAGAGGGUGUCUGCCGACUCGGACGAGGAGGAGGAGGAGGAGGACAGCGAUGGGCAGGGCCCCAGCGAUUGGGACCACUGAGCCCGUCUCCAAGGCCUAGGGCGCUGCCAUGGGCUGGGAUGAAGGCACCGGGGCCCAAGGCUUGUUCUUGGAAAGUAUGUGAACAGGGUAGACUGGCCGCAUAGCACCCGGAAGACGAGCAGGGUUGUGUGUGUGACGUCACAGCUUUCUUUUAAUGCUGUGGCUCUUAAAACCAGGGAAGUAGAAACGUGGACUGUCACACACUGAACCGUAGCUGGGAAUUUAAGACCGGUAGUAAGUGUUGCUGGCCUAACAGGAUAGUAUUUAUUUUUUACUGUGGAUGUUCUAGAAUCAUUCCCUUAUUCUGAAAAACGUUUACACUCUGAUGGCAUAUGAUAAACAGCACUAUUAGACUACUGACCGUGUCCUGUGUGUGCACUAGUGCUUUCCUCAGAUGUAAAGGUUUGAAUGUGAACAUUAUUAUAGC
Molecule: messenger RNA, 3926 nt
Organism: Hipposideros armiger (great roundleaf bat)
Lineage: Eukaryota; Metazoa; Chordata; Mammalia; Chiroptera; Hipposideridae
Gene: WHAMM
Product: WASP homolog associated with actin, golgi membranes and microtubules
Exons: 8
Coding region: 1148-3499 (783 amino acids)
Biological process (GO): Arp2/3 complex-mediated actin nucleation; endoplasmic reticulum to Golgi vesicle-mediated transport
Cellular component (GO): endoplasmic reticulum-Golgi intermediate compartment membrane; cytoplasm
Molecular function (GO): Arp2/3 complex binding; actin binding
Source: RefSeq, a predicted model, not a curated record